Molecule: messenger RNA, 1988 nt
Organism: Jatropha curcas
Lineage: Eukaryota; Viridiplantae; Streptophyta; Magnoliopsida; Malpighiales; Euphorbiaceae
Product: pectinesterase
Biological process (GO): cell wall modification
Molecular function (GO): pectinesterase activity; enzyme inhibitor activity
Source: RefSeq, a predicted model, not a curated record
UUUCUCCCAGGACCAAAAGGCCACGAGCUUUCUUUUCAUGCUGUCCUUUUAGCUUGUAAGAAACAAAAACAAUACCACUAUUUCUCCACAAAAUUUGCCCUAUUUAACUACUAACUCUGUCCUCUAUCGUGUCUAACUUCAAAUCUCUCUCUCAGACUUUUGCUCAAACACUUUGCAGUUUCAACGAUGUAUGUUCUUAAAGGAAGAAUCAGAAAGUUGUUCUUCCUCUUGCCCAUUUCAGCUCUUGUCUUAAUCCUGCUAAUUACAAAUACAUUACUUCUCAAAAACACCUCAAAACCACAUUUACAUGUCAAUAAACAUAUCCAAAUCGCUCAUUCAGCCUGUGAAGGCACACUAUACCCUCAACUUUGCGUUUCAACUCUCUCAACUCUUCCAGAUCUCACUUCCAAGUCUAUCCCGCAAUUCAUAUCCGCAACCAUAAACCAGACAUUGUAUGAGGUUAGUCUCUCCUCCUCCAAUUGCAGCGGGAUUAGAAAUAAGUUUCGUAAUCUAGACAAACUUGAAAGAGUAGCACUCAAUGACUGUCUAGAGCUAUUCAGCGAAACUAUGGAUGAACUUAAAGUAGCACUUAAUGAUUUAUACUCAAGGAAAUCAGCUUCCCAGCAUUACCACGAAUUGCAAACUCUGUUAAGCGCCGCCAUGACGAACCAGUACACUUGCCUUGAUGGGUUUGCUUAUAGCGAAGGAAAUGUGAGGAAAGUAAUCAAGAGUAAUCUUUAUAACAUAUCUCAUCAUGUGAGUAACUCUCUAGUUAUGCUAAAGAAAAUCCCAGGCGUUAACAUAUCAAAUAAGUCCGAGGUUUUUACCGGGCAUGGCGACAUCAAACACGGAUUCCCGUCAUGGCUGUCAUCAAAAGAUCGUAAACUGUUGCAGGCUCCUUUAAAUGCAACAACAUUUAAUCUAAUAGUUGCUAAAGAUGGUUCUGGUAACUUCACUACUGUUAGUGAGGCAGUGGCCGCAGCUCCAAACUCUAGCAAUGCAAGGUUCGUGAUAUAUAUAAAGGCCGGAGCUUAUUUUGAGAACGUGGAUGUGCAUAAGAAGAAGAACAUGCUUAUGUUCAUCGGAGAUGGGAUUGGAAAGACAGUGAUCAAAGCUAACAGGAGUGUUGUUGACGGAUGGACUACUUUCCGGUCAGCAACUGUCGCGGUAGUGGGUAACGGGUUCAUAGCAAAAGGUAUAACCUUUGAGAACUCAGCUGGCCCAAGCAUGCACCAAGCAGUAGCCCUAAGGAGCGGUUCAGAUCUCUCUGCUUUCUACCAAUGCAGCUUCGUUGGCUAUCAAGACACUCUCUAUGUCCAUUCGCUUCGUCAAUUUUAUCGCGAAUGCGACGUCUAUGGAACCAUUGAUUUCAUUUUUGGCAAUGCGGCUGUCGUUUUCCAAAACUGCAACUUAUACGCCCGUCAACCAAACGAAAAUCAGAAAAACAUUGUCACUGCCCAAGGCAGAGAAGACCCUAACCAGAAUACAGGAAUUUCUAUCCUGAACUGUAAGGUCGCUGCUGCAGCUGAUUUAAUCCCUGUAAAAUCGUCGUUCAAGACGUACCUGGGCCGUCCAUGGAAGGAAUAUUCUAGGACGGUUUAUAUUACAUCAUAUAUUGAUGAUUUGAUUGAUCCUGCUGGUUGGUUGGAAUGGAAUGGGGAUUUUGCUUUGAAAACACUUUACUAUGGAGAGUAUAUGAACAGAGGUCCUGGAUCGAAUACCAGUGGCAGAGUGACGUGGCCUGGUUAUAGAGUCAUCAACAACUCAGCUGAAGCUAGUCAGUUUGCAGUGGAGCCAUUUAUACAAGGAAGUGAAUGGUUGAAUGCUACUGGCGUUCCUUUCUCUCUUGGUUUGAAUUGAUCAAUUAAUUAAUUACCAUUGUUAAUGGAUUGAUUAUUGCUUAUUAGAAAUGUUUUGAUUCCCUUUUGAACUUAAAUUGUUGGCGAUAAAAAUUCUAAUGAUGAGGGAGCAUUUAUCUUUUCUUUUAA